Messenger RNA from Alternaria atra, 1140 nucleotides. RefSeq lists its product as uncharacterized. The coding region runs from base 1 to 1140 and encodes 379 amino acids. The record is from RefSeq and is a predicted model, not a curated record. Gene Ontology annotation, molecular function: NAD+ binding. Lineage: Eukaryota; Fungi; Ascomycota; Dothideomycetes; Pleosporales; Pleosporaceae. The transcript is spliced from 3 exons.
AUGCCUAAGGUUGAAAAAGGUCCGGCGCACCGCCUUUCCGUGUCGACUGCAUCGGCCGCAGGCGGAACUCGGAGCUCCUCCUGGUCCGCUAAAGAUGACGAAACACUCAUCCAGGCCAGGGCCCAAGGACUCAACUGGAACCAGAUUGGACCGAAGCACUUCCCCUCCAAAACCCCAAAUGCUUGUCGCAAACGGCAUGAACGGUUGAUGGAGAGGCAGAAUGCAGAGCAAUGGGACGGCGUGAAGCUUGACGUGCUAGCGCAGGCCUAUAUGGAAGUGCGACGAGAGAUGUGGAGUAUGCUAGCUGCUCGAGUUGGAGAAAAGUGGCAACUAGUAGAGACAAAGUGCAUGGAGAAGGGAUUAAAGAACCUUACUCAGGCCUACAGGUCGGCGCAGAAGAAGCUCGAGAAUGAUGUAGACUCCUUUCACCCAAAAGCGCACCCGCAGCUCCCCACGAUCGAGUUACACGGCUACCUACGUAACCUCGUCUGCCUCACUUGCCGCAAUGAAUACUCGCGCCGUUCUUUCCAGAACCAGCUCUCUACUUUGAACCCCUCGUGGGCCACAUUCCUCGCCGAAAUGAUCGAAUCAGGCGCCUUAGAUACCGAGAACCCCGAUGAGCGUCGCAAGAAAGGGCUAAAGUCGAAUCCGGACGGCGACGUCGAUGUCCCAGACGCCCCAUACACCACGUUCAGAUACCCAGCAUGUCCAACUUGCUUGGAGAAGCCGCCAAAGCGCGCAGACGGAGGCACAGUCCGCGUACAAGUUGACAAGGACGGCGCAUGGGAUCCAGCGAGCGAAGGCGGAGUACUAAAACCCGCUGUCAUCAUGUUCGGCGAGUCUAUACCCGCAGCCACGAAAGUCGCCGCUGAGGAAGCUGUCGAUGCUGCCGGUAGGAUACUAGUCAUCGGCAGUAGUCUCGCGACGUACUCUGCCUGGCGACUAGUGAAGAAGGCAAAGGAGAUGCAAAUGCCGAUUGGAGUACUGAACAUGGGCGGUGUCCGAGGCGAAGAGACCUUCUUCGGGGAUGUUGAAGAUACCAAUACCGGCCGGGAAGCUGCUCGCUUGAGUGAGAAUGCGGAGAAGGUUUUACCGCAGGUCGUGAAAAUAUUACAGGAGAUGAAGGAGAAGAGGCAAUAG